Molecule: messenger RNA, 13434 nt
Organism: Coregonus sp. 'balchen'
Lineage: Eukaryota; Metazoa; Chordata; Actinopteri; Salmoniformes; Salmonidae
Source: the annotation of a GenBank genome assembly
AUGGAAGAGGAGAGGAGGGCCUUUCAGAAGGCGCAGGAGGAAGAGAGGAGGAAGACGCACCAGUCUACCUGCAGGGUGGCCACCACUAUCCAGGCUGCCCUCAGAGGCCUCCUGGCAUGCCGUUCCUGGCAUGCCGUUGGAUAUGGGUUGAGCUCCACCACAGAAGAGAGGAACAGAGGAGGUAGGAGGAGGAGGAGGAUGAAGGAGAGAACAGGAGGAACAGCGGCUGAAUCAAAUCCAAUCACAUUUAUUUAUAAAGGCCUUUUUACAUCAGCAGAUGUCACAAAGUCCAAGUCCAAGAUUCUAGCAUCCGUAUUUAGCACUAACUGAAGUUUAUUUAGUGCUCUAUAUGGGUAGCCGGAGAGUAGAGCAUUGCAGUAGUCUAAUCCAGAAGUGACAAAAGCAUGGAUUAGCUUUCAUGCAUCAUUUUUGGACAAAAAGUUUCUGAUUUUUGCAACGUUACGAAGAUGGAAAAAAGCUGCUCUUCAAAUAUUCUUGAUAUGUUUGUCAAAAGAGAGAUCAGGGUCCAAAGUAAUGCCGAGGUCCUUCACAGUUUUAUUUGGGACGACUGUACAACCAUCAAGAUUAAUUGUCAGAUCAAGCAGCAGAUCUCUUUGCUUCUUGGGACCUAAAACUAGCAUCUCUGUUUUGUCCGAGUUUAAAAUAGAAAGAUUGCCGCCAUCCACUUCCUUAUGUCUGAAACACAGGCUUCCAAGGUAGGCAAUUUUGGGGCUUCACCAUGUUCAUCGAAAUGUACAGCUGUGUGUUGUCCGCAUAGCAGUAAAAGUUGACAUUGUGUUUCCGAAUGACCACCAAGAGGUAGAAAACAAUAGUGGUCUGUGAUGGAAAUGUUAAUGUUGGUGCUUUUCUAUUCUUUACAUUUCUAUGUUUGUGCUUUUCUAUAAACCAAUUUCUGUGUUCAUUCAGGUGACUGACUGAACGAAUCCUCACUAUCAGUAGCUGCAAUUUGGCAGUAUGCCCAGACAUUUGUUUUGAGAACGGAAGAUGUCUCAGUUCCAAGGUCCCAGCUUAGAGAGAAGAAGCCUCGUGAGGUAUUGGUCUGUCACAUGUUAUGAACCAGUAUUGGUCUGUCACAUGUUAUGAACCAGUAUUGGUCGGUCACAUGAAUGAAACAAAACACUAAUGAUGAAUGAAUUAUGCAAAUAUAUCUUGUCUGUGUAUAGCCGUAUACAAGACAACUGCUGGGACUGCCCCAGCAGAGCUCCUGGUCGACAUUACAUUUUAGUCAUUUAGCAGACGCUCUUAUGAGUGGAUACAUUUCCAUACUGGCCCCCCAUGGGAAACGAACCCACAACCCUGGCGUUGCAAGCGCCAUGCUCUACCAACUGAGCUACAGGGGACCACUGCCACUGCGCGUUGACAAUAGACAAUGCUUCAUUUAAGAUUGACUUCGAGUGUCCCUAGUGGUAAUUUCCACGACGUUGUAUAGAAUUUCCACCACAGGUCUUAAAACGGAACCUUGAGGAACACCGAAACGUACCAUUGAUUUGUCAGAGGACAAACCAUCCACAGAGACAAACUGAUAUCUUUCUGACAGAUAAGAUCUAAACCAGGCAAGAACUUGUUCGUGUAGACCAAUUAGGGUUUCCAAUCUCUUCAAAAGAAUGUGGUGAUCGAUGGUGUCAAAAGCGACACUAAGGUCUAGGAGCACAGAUGCAGAGCCUUGGUCUGACUCCAUUAAAAUAUAAUUUACCAUCUUCAGGAGUGCAGUCUCUGUACUAUGAUGGGGUCUAAAAACAGACUGGAGUGUUUCGUAUACAUUAUUUGUCUUCAGGAAGGCAGUGAGUUGCUUCUUAACAGCUUUUUCUUAAACAUUUUAGAGGAAUGGGAGAUUCGAUAUAGGUCGAUAGUUUUUUACAUUUUCCGGGUCAAGGUUUGGCUUUUCAGGAGAGGCUUUAUUACCGCCACUUUUAGUGAGUUUGGUACACAUCCGGAGGAUAGGGAGCCGUUUAUUAUUGUGAACAUAGGAGGCCCAAGCACAGGAAGUAGCUCUUUCAGUAGUUUAGUUGGAAUAGGGUCCAGUAGGCAGCUGGAAGGUACAGGAUUAAAAAGCUUGAGUGACUCCAUUGAUCCUAGGUCCUGGCAGUUCUGUGCAGACUCAGGAGAACUGCAUUUUGAAGAAAUGAGCAGAUUCAAAGAGGAUUUAUUUUCAUCUAAGAAGUUUAUAAAUUCAUCACUGCUGAAGUGAAGGCCAUCCUCACUUGGGGAAUGCUGCUUUAUAGUUAGCUUUACGACAGUAUCAAAAAUGCAUUUUGGAUUGUUUUUAUUCUCCUCAAUUAGGUAGAAAAGGUAGGCUGAUCGAGCAGCAGUGGGGGCUCUUCGAUAUUGCACGGUCCUGUCUUUCCAGUUUGGUGGAGCGCCAUUUCCGUUCCAAUUUUCUGGGAGCUUGCUUCAGGGCUCUGAUAUUUUCUGUGUACCAGGGAGCUAAUUUCUGCAUCUAGGGUAUUACGCAAGUUUAAAUUUAGAUUCUAGGUUAGGUGGUUAACUGAUUUUUGUACUUCAACGUCCUUGAGUAGGUGGAGGGAGUCUGGAAGGGCAUCUAGGAAUCUUUGGGUUGUCCGAGAAUGUAUAGGGCAGCUUUUGAUAAUCCUUGGUUGGGGUCUGAGCAGAUUAUUUGUUGAGAUUGCAAACGUAAUAAAAUAGUGGUCCGAUAGUCAAGGAUUAUGAGGAAAAACAUUUAGAUCGACAUUAUUCAUUCCACAGGACAAAAUUAAAUCCAGGGUAUGACUGUGGAAAUGCGUAGGUCUGGAGACAUGUUGGACAAACCCCAAUGAGUCGAUGAUGGCUCCGAAAGCCUUUUAGAGUGGGUCUGUGGACUUUUCCAUGUGAAUAUUGAAGUCACCAAUAUGAAUGUAUCUCUGCCAGAGCAGACAGAGCAGAGGAGACUGGCCUGGAUGAGGGACUGCACCCCAUGGUCCAAACUCUCCCUGCAGAACAAGAGGAAGCACCAGCAGCAGGGGGGGCAGGACCCAGGAGAGGAAGGAGGGCCGCUGAGGGGAGUGGUUUACGUCCCCCUCUACCCCCACAAACUCCUUCAGUCUGGGGCCCGGAACUCCCUUCAGGAGGGAACCUGCAUGAUAUGAUCUAAAAUGUGAUACUCUUUAUUUCAUAAAGGUUCCUUCCGGAAAAAUAAGUUAUGUUUUAGUUGUGCUUGGUUUAGCUUGGACUUUUCACCUUUUUUUAUUCUUCCAUUGUACAGGGCAAACUAGAAGUAGGAUACUAGACUACAAGUAGGAUAUUUAAAUGUAUUUGGCCUAGAUGUAUUAAACCCACGUCUGCAAAACAGUCAAUCAGACAAAAACAAAAAACCAACAAACCAGCCAUAAAAAAAACAAAAGCAACUUUUUACUGACUGGGCUCUACAUGUAGCUUCUCAUGCAGGUGACCACAGUUGUUCUUGUCCCAAUGCCCCAGACUGCAGUCUCUCAACAUGAGACGGUGUGGGCUUACAUCCCUAGAGGGCCUCAGUCAAUGCACAGAGCUCCGCUACAUUGAUGUACAUGUAAAUACACCACCCACAUGCUGUAUAAGCUACAGCACCAUUCUAAUGACACUGAAAGCCAGAAAAUGUUUUACACUGAUACAUUACUAUAUAGUACAAGCAUACGCUGCAUACUUUAUCUGUGUUAUAUAGUAUAUUUUAUUGUGUACUAUUGUUAUAUUAGCUACAUACAACACCUCAUACUAUCCCUCACAGUGAUCAAAUGAGCAUGUGAAAAUAUAAAAUCUUUGGAAUUUGAAACUCGAACAUGCUUUGAAUGUCAUGCCUGUGCAGGACAACUCGAUUAUGUUUGUGGACUGUGAGAAUCUGGCUAACCUCAGAGUUCUUCUACUGGGUCGGAACUGUCUGACAUCCAUCCAGCUGAUGCUGUGAACCUGGACAUUCUGGAGCUCUACCACAACUCCAUCACCCACAUAGGUAAGCUGAGCUCAGGAUCCCUCUAAAUUAAACUUUAAAUAGCCACUUUAUACCUCAAAUUCACUAUCUCCAGCAUCACACCAGAGUUGACAUAUGUGAAACAUAGUGAUUUUAUAUGUUUUGAAGUAAAAAAGAUUAGAUGGAAAGAUGCUAAGAAAACUAACCAUUAUGAUGUCUCUGGUUGUGACCACUGCUGUCCACUAGAGAACAGUAUAUCUCUUAUUUUGCAGCCUCUGGACUUAGUCUCCACUCCACUCACUGCUGCUGCUCAAUAGGUAUUGAAAUGUGACUUCCUAAACGUGAAUAGCAGACCAGGAGUCAGGCCUCAGGUCAUGAAUUAAUAUUACCUGCCUGACAAGACCAUCAAUGCUUUUUUAUUGGCAGUUUAGCCUUCAAUGCUACUAAAACGUUCAACUUGGCCCCUGCACUGAAAUUAGAUCUUUGCUUCAUAUUAAUUCUACUUCAGCCCUUUCUUCACGCAAUCUAAUUUUGUCCUUAUACUCUUUGGGUAUGCAACUGAAACAUCAACAUGUCAUUAUCUACUACACAAUAAAAACAAAUGGUUCAAUAAAGUCCCAUUUAAGGGUUAUUUGGCUCGUAACGAUAGCAGAUCACGUUUUGGUGCUAUAUAGAACCCUUUUUUGAAGGUUCUAUAAAGAACCAUGCUCAUACGAUUCUAAGUGGAACCUUUAUUUUGCAAUAAAGAACCCCUUCCUAAGGUUCUAUGAAGAACUAUUAAAAAAAGGUUCUAUAUAGCACCAAAAAGGGUUCCGCUAUUGUUACAACCCUUUUUGAUGCUGUAUGCAGCGGUUCCCAAACUUUUUCACUCAGGCCCCCCUUCCAACAUUGGGAAAUAUUUUGCAGGUUUAAAGCUUAUUUCCUGCAAUUCUACACAUUUGCCAUGGGGUGCAGAGAACAUUUUGCAGUUUUAAAGCUAAUUUUCUUGCAAUUCUAUACAUUUUGCCAUGUCUAAUGUGUAUUCGUGUUAUAUUUGAGUGACUCAAAUAUUACAAAAUCUAUGGGCAAAAAAAAACUAGCUAAAAAAACGUUAGCUGACAUGAGCUUGUUGAUCUGGACAUUUCUGACAAGUUAUAAAUAGCUCUCUAAGGUAUGCAAUGACUGACAUGACAAGAGGAAAACUGAUGAUGCACUACUCCAUUUCAAAAUUGCAUUCCUUGUGCAUUCUAGUAUUACAACUUUCAAGAGUAAGUUGAAAGCUGUAAUGACUUCCUUAAAAAAAGGUUUGGGAACCACUGCUGUAUAGAACCCUUUUAAAUAUUAUUUUUAUAUAACCUUCAUGAAGACAUCAUCACUGGCCAUAGUCAUAUUUUACAUGACAUUACACAACAGAUUAGAUAAACUGGAAUGACACUCUCACUCACGGUUGCACAAAAAGCGCUGUGAUCAAACCACACCCCAAAAUAUUCCACUGCACCUCCGCCCCUACUUUUUAAUUAUCACUAAAAGAGAAAAAAAACUUUUGUGAACGGCAAAGAACCAUUGAAGGUCUCAAAGGGUUCUUUGAGUAAUUAUGGUUCCACAUAGAACCAUCACCCUUCCCACAGAAACCUUGAGGAACCCUCAUUUCUUAGUGUGUAUUUAUAGAACAAUUUACUUUAAAUUAACAAUAAAAUCUUCUUCUUCUUCAUUUAAGAGGGUCUGGAGCCAUUGAAGAGGCUGCAGAAGUUAUUUCUGAACCACAACCAGCUGAUCAGUACUAGAAGACUGAGAGAGGUGUACACGCUGCUACACCUGGACCUGUCUCACAAAUAUCUGUCCAGUGUAGAAAGCCUGGACAACUGCUCUACUCAACACACUGGACCUGACGGGAAACAAUCUCACUGAGGUAAAAUACAUAGUCAGCAUAUCAAUGAUCAAUGAUCAGUCGUGAAGAGGGCACGACAAAGACUAUUCCCCCUCAGGAGACUGAAAAGAUUUGGCAUGGGUCCUCAGAUCCUCAAAAAAUUCUACAGCUGCACCAUCGAGAGCAUCCUGACUGGUUGCAUCACCGCCUGGUAUGGCAACUGCUUGGCCUCCGACCGCAAGGCACUACAGAGGGUAGUGCGUACGGCCCAGUACAUCACUGGGGCCAAGCUUCCUGCCAUCCAGGACCUCUAUACCAGGCGGUGUCAGAGGAAGGCCCUCAAAAUUGUCAAAGACUCCAGCCACCCUAGUCAUAGACUGUUCUCUCUGCUACCGCACGGCAAGCGGUACCGGAGUGCCAAGUCUAGGUCCAAAAGACUUCUCAACAGCUUCUACCCCCAAGCCAUAAGACUCCUGAACAGCUAAUCAUGGCUACCCGGACUAUUUGCGCUGCCCCCCCACCCCAUAUUUUUACGCUGCUGAUACUCUGUUAAUUAUUUAUGCAUAGUCACUUUAACUCUACCCACAUGUACAUAUUACUUCAGCUACGUCAACUAGCCGGUGCCCCCGCACAUUGACUCUGCACCGGUACCCCCCUGUAUAUAUAGCCUCCCUACUGUUAUUUUAUUUUACUUCUGCUCUUUUUUUCUCAACACUUUUUUGUUGUUGUUUUUUAUUUUACUUUUUUAUUAAAAAUAAAUGCACUGUUGGUUAAGGGCUGUAAGUAAGCAUUUCACUGUAAUGUCUGCACCUGUUGUAUUCGGCGCAUGUGGCCAAUAAAAUUUGAUUUGAUUUGGAAUGAUAGUUAAGACCAUGUGGGCCUAAAUACCAGGGAAGUACUAGAUUAAACCAACCAUGGUGUAAAAUAAAGUGCUACCGACAUUACUCCUGCAUGAUGGAUUACAGUAGAUGGAUAGUUUUAGACACCCAGCAGUAGUUUGUUCUUCCUGACCCACUCACACUCACAGCAGCUUUCUGCUGAAGGCCGGCACCAAUGAGUUGAAACGCACAGCAGGACUAAAACGGCUGACAUUGACGAAUUGGAGGCACUUAAGUGGUAAAGCACCAGUAGUGGCUGUCAGUAACAGGUUGAAGUACCCAGCAUGGCUAGGGAAACUAACUCUCUCUCUCUCUCUCUCUCUCUCUCUCUCUCUCUCUCUCUCUCUCUCUCUCUCUCUCUCUCUCUCUCUCUCUCUCUCUCUCUCAGCCACCCAGUCUGAGAAACCAGGUCCUCCUGGUGGAGCUUUGUCUGGAGGACAACAGCAUCUCCUCACUGGAGGGCCAGACUGCCUGCUGGCUCCCCCUGAUGCAGCUCCUCUCUGGGGCCCUAAACAGGUAACAUCACAUGGCAUGUCACCUAAUGCUAAUGUAGCCAAUGUUAAUGGCCAUUAUUAUUAUUUUUUGUAAUAUUUUUGUUUUACUGUACUAGUUAAGUAAUUCAGUGUUUGUAAUAAAUGUGUGUUUUUAAGAAAAACAAUGUAAUAUUGCUGAAUCCUCAGUAAAUAUUACAUGUAGUCCCGUGUAGCUCAGUUGGUAGAGCAUGGCGUUUGCAACGCCAGGGUUGUGGGUUCGUUUCCCAAGAGGGGGCCAGUAUGAAGAAAAAAAACAAAAACUAAUUGUAAGUUGCUCUGGAUAAGAGUGUCUGCUAAAAUGUAUGUAUUUAUUAAUGUUUUACACUAUAACCCAACUAGUAAAAGGUAUAAGCUGACGCACACGCCACAUCUUUUCUAGAGUUGCUGACUAACAGAGAGUAAACUAUAAAAAUAAAGAAAGUCACACACUCUUAUUAUGCUCCCAAACAAUUAAUGUAUAUAGCAACCUGUCACCUCCCCCAGGUAGACCUGUUGUAGCAGCAAUUGACUCAAUGACAUCUAACAUUUCCAAGUUCAUGGAUCAUCAUAUCAAACCAAUGGUUGAGAAUCUCCCAUCACAUGUCAAAGACACUAGUCACAUGAUCUCAUUGGUGGAGGGGCAAAGUGCCAGAGGGCACCUUAUUGGCCACUUUUGAUGUGGAGAGCUAGUACACCAACAUCCCACACAUUUGAGGUCUAAAAGCGCUACAAAACUUACUCCAACAGAGAGACCCUACCCUUGCUCCAGCCAAUGAAUGCAUCCUGCGACUCACUUAACUGGUAUUAUCCAACAACUACUUCGUUUUUUAGUCACUUUUUUCUUCUGAUUAUGGGUGUGGCCAUGGGCUACCCCUUUGCCCCCAACUAUGCUAAUCUAUAUGUGGGACAAUUUGAGGAAGAGCUCAUUUACAAAACAGAGACACACCCCCUCCUGUCUAAAAUCCUCCUGUGGAAGAGAUACAUAGAUUAAGUCUUUGUCCUUUGGGGAGAAAGUCAGAAGGAGCUAAAUUAAUUCCACACUCUGCUAAAUGAGAGCUCCGGAUAUCUCAAAUUCAUCAUGCAUCAUUAAAGAAAAUGACACAUUGCACACUGACUUGUACACAAAGCCCACAGACCGCAACACAGUAUGCAUCCCCUCCCACCCAAGAAUGGUUUACCAUAUAGACAGUUUUGUAAGGUGGCCAACAGUCCGAUUUUGACACCAAUGCUAUGAAAAUGUCUGACAAAUUCAAAAUGAGAGCCUACAAGGACAAAACUCUUACUGAUGCAAUGGUGAAAAUAUCUCAAAGACCAAGCCAAAAAAGAAAAACAAAGCAACAGUCUUUUGCACGAAGUACACCAAGUGCUCAGAGAAAAUGAAAGCUAUCCUGAAAAAACAUUGGUGUAUUCUGCAAUCGGACAAAAAAAUAGCACACAUUUUACAGGAACCCCCCUUGGUGGUCUACAAGCAAGGGCGCAACAUUUAGGACAGCUUAGUAAGAACAGAUCUGCCCCCUGAGCCCACUCAGACACUAUUGGCACCCAUCCCAAAUGGGAAUUGCAAAUGUGGUUCAUGCGCAAAAUGCAACAGCAUCACAAAAACAUCCUUCUUCAGAUACUUGCAUACAGACCGAAAAAAUCCCUGUAAGGGGUGUCAUCUCAUGUAAGACAAAGGGGGUCAUCUAUCUCAUCAUCUGUUUGUGCAGUAAAGCUUACGUUGGGCAAAUGAAAAGACAAUUAAAACAACGAAUUGCUGAACACUUUGUUAAAGCUAACCAUCCUAUCUCCUCCAUCAAAUUCACAGGUAUAGAGCAUGUUACUCUACCAAGGAGAGGAGGUAACAUUGAGACCCUUCUACUACUAGUAGGUUGAAUAUUGACUUUGAUCUCAGGCCCUUUCUAUUAACCUUUCAACUCAAAUAUUUUUUCCCCACAGCUUAUUAGCUUACAUUGCAUAUCAUGUCAAUGUAAAUAGUCUGGGUAGCCAUGAUUAGCUGUUCAAGAGUCUUAUGGCUUGGGGGUAGAAGCUGUUAAGGAGCCUUUUGGACCUAGACUUGGCGCUCAAGUACCGCUUGCCGUGCGGUAGCAGAGAGAACAGUCUAUGACUUGGGUGACUGGAGUCGUUGACAAUUUUUUGGGCCUUCCUCUGACUUCGCCUAGCAUAUAUGUCCUGGAUGGCAGGAAGCUUGGCCCCAGUGAUGUACUGGGCCGUACGCACUACCCUCUGUAGCGCCUUACGGUCGGAUGCCGAGCAGUUGCCAUACCAGGUGGUGAUGCAACCGGUCAGGAUGCUCUCGAUGGUGCAGCUGUAGAACUUUUUGAGGAUCUGGGGACCCAUGCCAAAUUGUUUCAGUCUCCUGGGGGGUAAAAGGUGUUGUCGUGCCCUCUUCACAACUGUCUUGGUGUGUUUGGACCAAUAUAGUUUGUUGUUGAUGUGGACACCAAGGACCUUUAAACUCUUGACCCGCUCCACUACAGCCCCGUCGAUGUGAAUGGGGGCAUGUUCAGCCCUCCUUUUCCUGUAGUCCAUGAUCAGCACUUUUGUCUUGCUGACGUUGAGGGAAAGGUUGUUGUCCUGGCACCACACUGCCGGAUCUCAUCAUUGUCGGUGAUCAGGCCUACCACUGUUGUGUCGUCAGCAAACUUAAUGAUGGUGUUGGAGUCGUGCUUGGCCACGCAGUCGUGGGUGAACAGAGAGUACAGGGGGGACUAAGCACGCACACCUGAAGGGCCCUCGUGUUGAGGAUCAGCGUGGUAGAUGUGUUGUUGCCUACCCUUAACACCUGGAAGUGGCCCGUCAGGAAGUCAAGGAUCCAGUUGCAGAGGGAGGUGUUUAGUCCCAGGGUCCUUAGAUUAGUGAUGAGCUUUGUGGGCACUAUGUGGUUGAACGCUGAACUGUAGUCAAUGAACAGCAUUCUCACAUAGGUGUUCCUUUUGUCCAGGUGGGAAAGGGCAGUGUGGAGUGCGAUUGAGAUUGCUUCAUCUGUGGAUCUGUUGGGGUGGUAUGCAAAUUGGAGUGGGUCUAGGGUUUCCGGGAUGAUGGUGUUGAUGUGAGCAAUGACCAGCCUUUCAAAGCACUUCAUGACUACCGACGUGAGUACUACAGGGCUGUAGUCAUUUAGGCAGGUUACCUUCACUUUCUUUGGCACAGGGACUAUGGUGGUCUGCUUGAAACAUGUAGGUAUUACAGACUCGGUCAGGAAGAGGUUGAAAAUGUCAGUGAAGACACUUGCCAGUUGGUUCGAACGUGCUCUAAGUUCACUUCCUGGUAAUCUGUCUGGCCCGCGGCCUUGUGAAUGUUGACCUAUUUAAAGGUCUUGCUCACAUCGGCUGCGGAGAGCGUGAUCACACAGUCGUCCUGAACAGCUGGUGCUCUCAUGCAUGCUUCAGUGUUGCUUGCCUCGAAGCGAGCAUAAAAGUCAUUUAGCUCGUCUGGUAGGCUCGCAUCACUGGGCAGCUCGCGGCUGUGUUUCCCCUUGUAGUCCGUGCCACAUCUGAGGAGCGUCAGAGCCGGUGUAGUAGGAUUCAGUCUUAGACCUGUAUUGACGCUUUGCCUGUUUGAUGGUUAAUCUGAGGGCAUAGCAUAAUUUCUUAUAAGCGUCCGGAUUAGUGUGCUGCUCCUUGAAAGCGGCAGCUCUUUAGCUCGGUGGGGAUGUUGCUCGUAAUCCAUGGCUUCUGGUUAGGAUAUGUACGUACGGUAACUGUGGGGACGACAUCGUUGAUGCACUUAUUGAUGAAGCCGGUGACUGAGGUGGUAUACUCCACAAUGCCAUUGGAUGAAUCCUGGAACAUAUUCCAGUCUGUGCUAGCAAAAACUGUCCUGUAGCGUAGCAUCCAUGUCAUCUGACCACUUCCGUAUUGAGCGAGUCACUGGUACUUCCUGCUUUAGUUUUUGCUUGUAAGCAGGAAUCAGGAGGAUAGAAUUAUGGUCAGAUUUGCCAAAUGGAGGGCGAGGGAGAGCUUUGUAUGCAUCUCUGUGUGUGGAGUAAAGGUGGUCUAGAGUUUUUUUCCCCCUCUGGUUGCACAUGUGACAUGCUGGUAGAAAUGAGGUAAAACGGAUUUAAGUUUGCCUGCAUUAAAGUCCCCGGCCACUAGGAGCGUCACUUCUGGAUGAGCAUUUUCUUGUUUGCUUAUGGCCUUAUACAGCUUGUUGAAUGCGGUCUUAGUGCCAGCAUCGGUUUGUGAUGGUAAAUAGACGGCUACGAAAAGUAUAGAUGAAAACUCUCUUGGUAGAUAGUGUGGUCUACAGCUUAUCAUGUGGUACUCUACCUCAGGCGAGCAAUACAUCGAGACUUCGUUAAUAUUAGACAUCGCGCACCAGCUGUUAUUGACAAAUAGACACACACCCCCACCCCUCGUCUUACCAGACGUAGCUGUUCUGUCCUGCCGAUGCACGGAAAACCCAGCCAACUUUAUAUUAUCCGUGUUGUCAUUCAGCCACGACUCGGUGAAACAUAAGAUAUUACAGUUUUUAAUGUCCCGUUGGUAGGAUAGUCUCGAAGGGAGAUCAUUCAGUUUACUUUCCAGUGAUUGCACGGUGGCCAAUAGAACGGACGGUAGAGGCGGGUUACCCACUUGCCGACGAAUUCUCACAAGGCACCCCCGAUCUCCGCCCCCUGUAUUUCCGUCUUUUCUUCACUCAAAUGACCGGGAUUUGGGCCUGGUCUCAGAGAAGCAGUAUAUCCUCCAUGUCGGACUCAUUAAAGAAACAAAUCUUCUUCCAGUUCGAGGUGAGUAAUCGGUGUUCUGAUGUCCAGAAGCUCUUUUCGGUCAUAAGAGACGGUAGCAGCAACAUUAUGUUCAAAAUAAGGUACAAACAAUGCGAAAAAACACACAACUUAGCAGAGUUGUUUAGGAGCCCGUAAAACGGCCGCCAUCCUCUCCUGUACCAUUAUUAUAGCAUCUUGAAAUGCUGUAAAAUACACGUUUUUUAACAGUUCCACUUUUUCAUCCCUCAUUAUCUUAAUUACUAUGACACACCCCUCACUGUGUUCAUUGGCUGCACUAAUUGCACUGUUUGUCUACAUAACCACCCUUGUUUCUGGGAAACCAUACACAACAUGAAUCAUUUGCUUACAGAGGCAGUUUGGAACUCGGUAGUGAGUGUUGCAACUGAGGACAGACGAUUUUUACCGUUCUGUGAGCUUGUGUGGCCUACCACUUUGCGGCUGAGCCGUUGUUGCUCCUAGACGUUUCCACUUCACAAUAACAUUACAUACAGUUGACCGGGGCAGCUCUAGCAGGGCAGAAAUUUGACAAGCUGACUUGUUGGAAAGGUGGCAUCCUAUGAUGGUGCCACGUUGAAAGUCACUGAGCUCUUCAGUAAGGCCAUUCUACUGCCAAUGUUUGUCUAUGGAGAUUGCAUGGCGGUGUGCUCGAUUUUAUACACCUGUCAGCAACGGGUGUAGCUGAAUAGCCUAGAUACUAAUUUGAAGGGGUGUCCACAUACUUUUGUAUAUAUAGUGUAUCUUUGUUAGAAAGAAUACUAUAUUUCCCUUGACGUAGUGAUGCUGAAUGUAAAAAAUUGCUCAACUUACCCCACUCUCCCCUACUGUUGUUUCCUGGUAUGUGUAAACAGUUUCCAUUGUCGUAGCCGGCCGCGACCGGGAGACCCAUGGGGCGGCGCACAAUUGGCCCAGCGUCGUCCAGGGUAGGGGAGGGAAUGGCCGGCAGGGAUGUAGCUCAGUUGGUAGAGCAUGGCGUUUGCAACGCCAGGGUUGUGGGUUCGAUUCCCACGGGGGGCCGGUAUGAAAAAAAAUAAAAUAAAAUAAAAUAAUAAUAAUGUAUGCACUCACUAACUGUAAGUCGCUCUGGAUAAGAGCGUCUGCUAAAUGACUAAAAUGUAAAAAUGUAAAAAUAUCAUUCUGCUAUGUGCCUUUCUAUGUGAGUGGUUGGAUGUCUUUUAAGUGUGAAUCUAUGGUAAUGCAUUUGUGUCUAUGGUAUGAAUGCCACACUGGGAAAUGCAAUGCACCUCCAUCAAGUAAAUGUCAGGGGAUCCAGGCAGUAGAUAAAGAUACAGUCUUCACAACAAGAUAAGACACCAGCGAUAGUGAGAUAUAGAGAGUGAAAACCAUAAGUGUAGGGCUCUGCCUAAAGCCCAGGACGCUGCUCUUCCUCUGUGUGUUGUAAAACCUGAAGCUCAGGCCUGUGUUGCUCUGCCUGUCUGUGUGUUGUAGAGCUGCAGAACCUGUGUGAGAGCCUGGAGGGAUGUCCACUCCUCAUAGAGGUCCACCUCACUGGGAAUCCCCUUCAGCAAGAGAUCAGCUGGAAACACAGAAUACGUUUGGGCAACAAACCCUAG